Pseudo-nitzschia multistriata is the source of this 1725-nucleotide messenger RNA. NCBI's taxonomy places the organism in Eukaryota, Bacillariophyta, Bacillariophyceae, Bacillariales, Bacillariaceae. The record is from the annotation of a GenBank genome assembly.
GUAAUAAUGCCUUUUAAACCACUGCGUCGAAAAAUGUCGCGUCUGAAACAUAACGCCCAUGAAGUGACUCGUACCGUACCACUAGUGCUGCAGAUGGAUGACACCAAGGUCCCCCUACCGGUAGCGUAGCGCAAAGUACUUGUACCUUGUACUCGUACUUGUGAGCGGUACGAGUCCACAGCGGAAGGCGAAUAGGCCAAACCAUUCGAACGCGAGACCAAAAUCCUGUACGAGUACGACCAGAUCACCAACCACCAAACAUGGAGGAAGAAGAAGGAGGCAUUGUCAAGCUGGUGAGUGGCGGACAGCAGUGUUAGUGGUGUUUGUUUCCGUGCGCCGGGUUKUGUCCGAGAAUCCAUCGCGGGACGGAAAAUUCUGUGCGUUCCGCAGCGCCUUGUUGCCUUUGCCUUGCCUUUGCCUUGCCUUGCCUUGCGCUGCAUCGAGUUUCGGCUGCCCGAUCCCUCGGAUCCGGUCGCUCUCUGGUUGGUUUUCGCUCACGCUUGCCAUCGUUCCCUUCCGCUGCGAACGAAUCCACCCAUCCAUCCAUCCAUGUAUCCAUCCAACGCAUUGUCUCUUCCGGCCAGGUGAGCAAGGAGGGCGACGUCCACGAGGUUCCGCUGGGCGUGGCCAAGAUGUCCACCCUCAUCGCCACCACCAUCGGCGACGACGAUGACGACGACGACGACGAUGAGGAGGAACUGAUGGACCGCGAGAUCCCCCUCCCGAACGUCAAGAGCGAGGUCCUCGCCAAGGUCAUCGAAUACUGUGUGCACUACACGAUGGAAGAACCCAUGGAGCCGAUCCAGACGCCCCUCAAGUCCUCCAAGAUCGAGGACCUGGUGCAGCCCUGGUACGCGGACUUUGUCAAGGUCGAGCARUCGCUCCUCUUCGAGCUGACGACCGCGGCCAAUUUUAUGGACGUCAAGCCGCUGCUGGAUUUGUCGUGCCUCGCGGUCUCGGUCUCGAUCAAGGGAAAGACCGCCGCCGAGCUGCGGGACAUGUUCAACAUCAACGUCUUUAGCCCCGAGGAGGAAGCCCAGGUGCGUUGCGAGAGAGGYGUUGCGUGCAGUGAUUGGGCGUGCACCGCUUUUGGUUGGUUGSUUGGUUUGUAGGCCCCGUUCUGUGUUGGGUGCUGCUUGUGUUGUAGCGGAGAGCAGGCUUCGACCUGCGGUGUGAUGUCGUCUUGUCUUGUCUCGUUUCGUCUUGUCUCGUCUCGCCAUUCCUUGUGCGAUGCGGUUUUCUGUCUUGCACUUGAUCGGACCGAUACCAACCUAACAUAUGGCUCGUGGCUUUUCAUGCGAUACCGCAGGUUCGAGAAGAGAGCCAAUGGACAAAGAACGAUAGCAGCACGAACGAAUAGACAAAGAACAAGUCCGGCGGUUGCGGUGGUGAUGCAUAGGGCGAGUCCAAUACAUAGAUGUUUGUUAGCUGCUUGUAUUGUGUGCGCGAAGAAAGCGAAACGCGGGGGGUUUUGCCCUCCGCUAGGAACGAAACGAAACGAAACGGACCAGAGCAGAGCAGUCGUGCGGCGCAACUCGAACGUUUUUAUGGGGAGGACGGACGGGGAAGAACGAAAGGCAGGCACGACGGAAGCGAGGCGACCGGGGAAGGAAUUCUAUUGCUAUGGCUACGGCCAUGGCAAUGGCAACGACCAAAGGCGGGACACCAAACGACCAUGGUCGGUUGUAGUAUCUAGUAGACCAAACCACAGAAUGAUUUUCGUAA